Messenger RNA from Sphenostylis stenocarpa, 1248 nucleotides. The record is from the annotation of a GenBank genome assembly. Lineage: Eukaryota; Viridiplantae; Streptophyta; Magnoliopsida; Fabales; Fabaceae.
AUGGAUUUGAUGUUCCCUCUGAAACCCCACGGUGUUAUUCUCAAAGCACCACUCUGUUCUUCUCUAUUGUUCCCUAUUCCUCUCAGGUUUCGUGCUGUCACGGCUUUCAGGCAUGCCAAUAUUCAAUGCGAACUUGAAGGUCGAAACAAUGGUGCUCUCUCCGGUGACUUCGACCCUCGCUUCAUUGACAGGCAAAAAGCACUGGAAGCAGCAAUGAAUGAUAUAAACAACUCCUUUGGAAAGGGUAGUGUUACAAGACUGGGCAGUGCUGGUGGAGCUUUGGUUGAAACUUUUCCCAGUGGUUGUUUGACAUUGGACUGUGCGUUAGGUGGUGGUCUUCCUAAAGGAAGAAUUGUAGAGAUAUUUGGACAAGAAAGUAGUGGAAAAACCACCCUAGCUCUUCAUGCUAUUGCAGAAGUUCAGAAGUUAGGAGGCAAUGCGAUGCUUGUGGAUGCAGAGCAUGCAUUUGAUCCUGCAUAUUCUAAAGCAUUAGGAGUGGAUGUGGAAAAUUUAAUUGUAUGCCAACCUGAUCAUGGAGAGAUGGCUCUUGAGAUUGCAGACCGGAUGUGUAGAUCUGGUGCCAUAGAUCUCAUUUGUGUGGAUUCUGUCUCAGCUCUCACUCCACGAGCUGAAAUUGAAGGGGAGAUUGGAAUGCAACAAAUUGGAUUGCAAGCCCGUCUUAUGAGCCAAGCUUUGCGGAAGAUGUCUGGAAAUGCAUCUAAAGCUGGUUGUACUCUUAUAUUUUUGAAUCAAAUAAGAUAUAAGAUUGGUGUCUAUUAUGGAAAUCCAGAAGUGACCAGUGGUGGAAUUGCGUUGAAGUUCUUUGCAUCACUUCGGCUAGAAGUUCGUCCUAUAGGGAAGAUAAAGUCUGCUAAAGGAGAUGAAGAAAUUGGCCUUAAAGUUCGUUUAAGAGUACAAAAGAGUAAGGUAUCAAGGCCAUACAAACUAGCUGAAUUUGAAAUUAUAUUUGGAGAGGGAAUCAGUAAGCUGGGAUGCAUUUUGGAUUGUGCAGAAAUGAUGGAUAUUGUCUCAAAGAAAGGCUCUUGGUACAGCUAUGGAGACCAUCGGUUGGGACAGGGAAGGGACAAAGCAAUACAGUACUUAAAGGAGAAUACAUAUCUUUUAGAAGAAAUUGAAAAGGCAGUUCGGUCUUCAUUGGUUGAUGGAACUAACCAAACAAGCCUUGCACACAUGAAGAACAGUCCUGUGCUACAUCAAGAUGAAGAUAUAUUUGAGGAAAGUCAAUGA